Molecule: messenger RNA, 1299 nt
Organism: Dufourea novaeangliae
Lineage: Eukaryota; Metazoa; Arthropoda; Insecta; Hymenoptera; Halictidae
Gene: DhpD
Product: guanine deaminase
Exons: 8
Coding region: 1-1299 (432 amino acids)
Biological process (GO): guanine catabolic process
Cellular component (GO): cytosol
Molecular function (GO): zinc ion binding; guanine deaminase activity
Source: RefSeq, a predicted model, not a curated record
AUGCCAUCGGUAUCCGAAAAUAUAUUUAUCGGUUCGUUUAUUCAUACAAACGAACAUGGUGAAUUGAUCGCCGUAGAUCAUGGUGCGAUAUACGUUGGAAAUGGAAAGAUUAGCAAGAUAGUGAUAAAUCCAAAUUCAAUUGAUACAAACAAUGAUAACGUAACUGUUCUCACUAAAAGUCAAUUUUUAAUGCCAGGAUUUAUUGACUGUCACAUUCAUGCAGUUCAACUUCCUAAUUUAGGAGUUGGAUAUGAUAAAACGCUUUUAGAAUGGUUGGAAACUUAUACCUUUCCCUUAGAAAAGAAAUAUGUAGAUGAAAAGUUUGCCGAGCAAGUGUUUGAUGCUGUUGUAAAGCAUACUAUUGCACAAGGCACAACUACAGCAUGUUAUUUUGCAUCACUGUACACAAAAGCAUCUGUGAUUCUGGGACAAAAAGCUGCAAACAUAGGUCAACGGGCUCUUGUUGGAAAACUAAGUAUGAAUUCCGAACGUGCUGACAAUUAUUACGAAACCACUGAAGAAUCUAUAGUAAAUUUAAAUGAGUUUAUAAACAAUAUUACUGAAUUAAAUAGUCCUCUUAUAAAACCAAUUAUAACUCCGAGAUUUGCAUUAAGCUGUGAUAUAACACUGAUGAAAGAAUUAGGAAAAUUGGCAAAAGAAAAAAAUCUUCACAUACAGAGUCACAUAUGUGAGAAUCACGAUGAAAUAGAGGCUGUAAAAAAUAAAUUUCCUGAAUAUGCUUCAUAUGCAGAAGUGUAUGAUGCAGCUGGCCUGCUUACAUGUAAAACCAUAAUGGCUCAUGGAAUAUAUUUGACAAAUUCUGAAAUUUCAUUAUUGAAGAAACAAGGUGCUGCUGUAAUUCACUGUGCUUCCUCAAAUACAUGUUUAAAAAGUGGUUUGUGCGACGUGCGGAGACUGAAAAAUGAAGGAAUAAAAAUUGGUCUUGGCACUGAUGUAGCAGGUGGACAAAGUUGUAGUAUGUUAGAUGCAAUAAGAGCAACUUUACAAGUGUCAACCCAUCUGUCUCUUUUUAAAACUGAUUAUGAACCACUCGAUUUCAAAGAUGUAUUUCACUUGGCUACAUUAGGUGGUGCAAAAGCACUUGCUAUGGAUAAUGAAAUAGGUAACUUUGUAGUGGGUAAAGAAUUUGAUGCCCUUGUUGUAGAUACAAGUGUAAGUGGUGGAUAUUUAAAUGAUUUAAGACAGUAUACUUUAGAAGAAAAGCUUCAAAAGUUCAUAUAUUCUGGAGAUGAUCGUAAUGUAGCUGAAGUAUACAUAAGUGGACAUAAAGUUAAAUAA